AUGGCGUCGUCAUCGACUCCUGCGACUCCCCUACUCUAUUCCUGUAUCGCGCAUAAUACUACGAUCCUCUCAGAAUGCACAACAUCGGCCUCCUCCCAAACCUCAUCCCUCGCCUCCCUCAUCCUCCCCAAGAUCGAGCACACAAACCCUCAAAAGCUCACCUACACUCACGGCCAACACCAAAUCCACUAUGUCUCCGAAUCUCCCUCUGAACAUCGCGAUUACCCUUCCGCAGGCGGUCUAAUAUUCCUCGUCAUCGCCGACUCAUCCCUUGGCCGUCGCGUGCCAUUCGGUUAUCUCUUCGAAAUCCGCAAGCGCUUCCUGCAGCAAUUUCCCGAGAGCACUGACUUCUCCGACAUGCCCAACUACGGCGCAGCAUCGUUCAACUCGGAACUCAAGUCUCUUAUGAUCGAGUACGGUACUACAAGUGGAGGUCGCGACGAUGCCAUCGGAAACGCCAAGCGCGAGAUCGACGAUGUUAGGGGGAUUAUGACCAAGAAUAUUGAGAGUCUUCUUGAGCGCGGAGAAAGACUGGACUUGCUGGUUGAUAAGACGGACCGUCUUGGCGGUAGCGCACGAGAGUUCCGCGUGCGCAGUCGUGGCCUCAAGCGCAAGAUGUGGUGGAAGAACGUCAAGCUCAUGGCGCUCUUGGCACUCGUAGUAUUCCUCAUCAUCAUGGCUAUUGUGAUUGCUAUCAAGAAUGGGUCUGGUUAA
Molecule: messenger RNA, 714 nt
Organism: Fusarium proliferatum ET1
Lineage: Eukaryota; Fungi; Ascomycota; Sordariomycetes; Hypocreales; Nectriaceae
Product: related to vesicle-associated membrane protein 722
Exons: 2
Coding region: 1-714 (237 amino acids)
Biological process (GO): vesicle-mediated transport
Cellular component (GO): membrane
Source: RefSeq, a predicted model, not a curated record